AUGGCUGCGGACACAGGACACAGGUUGUUGAUCCGUUGCCCUGUAGUGGCUUUCUUUGUUGUUGUGCUCUCUUUGAGCACCUUGAGAAUCUCUCACGCCAUCAGAUACGGACAAAAACCUGCAACACUUCAUUUUGGGGAAGAUUUUGGGAAUGUCGACUUGACUCGAAGCCCUUUUCUAAUUGAUGUCACCGACUUCGCAGAUCGCACUUUGGUUGAGGAAGUGGAAGGCUUAGGAAGUCAUGCCAGAGACGCCCCAUUUGGGAACAGAGUGAAGCGACAAGCAGAUGGGACUCCGGCAGCGCAAUCAGGGAUAAAUGUCACCAAGUUCCAACUGAAUGACAGCCACACCCAGCUGAUAGUGCACUGGGCUGGGGAAGGCAGUAAUGUAAUCCUAGCCCUCGCCAGGUAUAACAGUGAUGGGGGAACCAGCAGUCUGUUUGUCUCUCAGGACUAUGGUCACACGUUUCAAAAUAUGCAAACGGAGCUUGGGAAUGUGUCCUUCCAUCGCUACUAUAACAGUCCCAUAUACAACAGCCAUUAUGUCUUCACGGAUAUCCAAGCUAACCGCAUUUAUACAUCAAGAAAUUUUGGACUUAAAUUCUUAUCUUACCAACUCAGUUUUAAACCAAGGACGGUGGCUUUACAUUCAACAAACCCAAACAUUAUCCUGGCUAUGGACGACAUGAGUUCUGAAAAAAAGUUGUAUAUAUCUCAUGAUUUUGGUGCAAACUGGAGAGUUAUGCAGUCUUCUGUAAAAUCGUUUUUCUGGGGUGUUGAACCGUGGGAUGGGCCAAACACACUGUAUAUAGAGCGAGAAGAGUGGACCAACAACAACAUCGUUCUGAAAAGCACAAAUUUCUUCCAAACCAGUAGAGUUCUUAUCCGAGGAGUUGUCGACUUUGAGGUCCGCGACAACUAUAUGUUUGCCACAAAGAGAGUGCACCUGUUUGGCUCCAGAGGUAUCUCCUUACAGUUGUGGGUGUCCAGAAACAGGAGAAUGUUCCAGAGGGCUGUCUUCCCAGGAGCCUUACAAGAACUGGACUACUAUGUAGCCGAUGCAUCAGAGGACCAAGUGUUUGUGUGUGUCAAUCAUAACCACACUUCCUCCCAUUUGUACAUCUCAGACCAGGAAGGACUCCGCUACUCUCUGUCACUCACAGACGUCAUAUACUUCAACCCCAAUGGCUCCAAUAAUGACACUUGGCUGCGAUUGUAUAAGGAUGAGUCUUUUGCUGACAUUCACAAAGUGGACGGCCUGCGAGGUGUAUAUAUCGCUUCUCAGCUGAGGAACCAUUCGUUGAGCCUUGAGAACCAGGUCAGCUACAUUACCUUUGACAAAGGUGGUUUGUGGCAGCCUCUAUUGGCCCCGCAGAAGGACUCGGAGGGAAACCCAACUAACUGUGAUCAGCCCCUUGGGUAUAAGAAGUAUAAGCAUGGGUUAUUGAAGUCCAAACAAUGCAGCCUUCACCUAAGUCAGGAGUUCAGUAAGCUUUACCCAGGCAGUAAGACGGUACCCAUCCUGUCUAAGAAAUCCGCCCCAGGACUCAUCCUGGCCUCUGGUACCAUGGGGAAGAAUUUGAAGCGGCGACCUAAUGUUUACUUGUCAAGGGAUGCAGGGCUUCGCUGGAGGGAGAUCCAAAAAGGAAACUACUUCUAUGCCUUUGGUGAUUUUGGGGGAGUGAUUGUUGCUGUAUCACAGUUUAGUUUAACAAACGAAAUUUUGUACUCCAAGGACAUCGGUGAGACAUGGCAUACAUACCAGUUUGCCCCACAUAAGAUCCGUGUGUAUGGCCUGUUGACAGAACCAGGGGAGAAGACAACAGUUUUCUCAAUAUUUGGUUCACAUACUGGUGCUCACAACUGGUUGAUUCUACAGGUGAAUGUAUCCAGUAUAUUUGCUACAAAGUGUAACCCAGAUGAUGAUUACAAGGAGUGGUCACUGUCAGACGACCAACACUUCAGUGGCUGUUUGCUGGGCAGAAAGACUGUGUUUAAGCGCCGCACGCCUCAUGCCAACUGCUACAGUGGCCCUGACUUUCAGCAGGUGACAGAAACGAGAAAUUGUUCUUGCACCAGGCAAGACUAUGAGUGUGACCUUGGUUUUAUGGAGGAGAGCCCAUUGUACACGAGUACUGGUUGUGUGCCUGACCCAGAUGCAAACCUGACGACUAUCCAUGAACAACCAGCUAACUGCCCGCCAGGCACCUUCUACCGAUAUACUAAAGGGUAUCGUCGGGUAGCUGGGGAUACAUGCCAUGGAGGACAGGAGUACCGAUAUGAGGCCCUAAUGUACUCCUGUCCGGUUGAAGAAAAGUCAGAGUUCCUGCUGUACAGUAAUCGUCACCAGAUCCACCGUGUGGAACUUGGUGGUGAGAUGAGAGACACUGUGCUGGUGGAGCGUUUCCUGCAGAAUGCCGUGGCGUUGGACUUUGACUAUAAGGAAAAACUGUCUCUUCUGGGCAGACAUCUCUAUGGACGUUAUCAAACGCGUCUGCCUGAGGAAUGAGACCCAGCUGACAACUAUUGUACAAAACCAUCUGGACACUGUUGAGGGCCUGGCCUAUGAUUGGAUGGGAGGCAAUCUGUACUGGGUGGAUGCAGCACUGAAGAAGAUUGAAGUGGCAAGGAAGGAUGGCAGGUUCCGCCUAGUUCUCAUAAAUGGAACGCAAUAUUUGGAUAAGCCACGGGCCAUUGCCCUUGAUCCUCAGAACGGAUACAUGUACUGGACAGACUGGUCAACGACUAACCCUCGUAUCAUGAAAGCC
Molecule: messenger RNA, 2767 nt
Organism: Liolophura sinensis
Lineage: Eukaryota; Metazoa; Mollusca; Polyplacophora; Chitonida; Chitonidae
Product: sortilin-related receptor-like
Exons: 18
Coding region: 1-2508 (835 amino acids)
Biological process (GO): post-Golgi vesicle-mediated transport
Cellular component (GO): membrane; Golgi apparatus
Molecular function (GO): protein binding
Source: RefSeq, a predicted model, not a curated record